Molecule: messenger RNA, 987 nt
Organism: Mollisia scopiformis
Lineage: Eukaryota; Fungi; Ascomycota; Leotiomycetes; Helotiales; Mollisiaceae
Exons: 2
Coding region: 204-941 (245 amino acids)
Molecular function (GO): acyltransferase activity, transferring groups other than amino-acyl groups
Source: RefSeq, a predicted model, not a curated record
UAAAUGGACCAACAUACGACUUCCAGAACAUCUUUGCCCUGUCUGGUACAUUAUGAUCGAAGGGUAGGAUAUCAUUCAUUUGAAAGCACUCACGCUAUCCGCGCUCAGUACGAAUCAAUCAUCGCUUUAUCAACCACAUCUAUUAUCAGAAUCAAAAAAAGACUUUUUCCUCCAAUUACAGGGAAUCUACAACCACUUACACAAUGGCCGUUAUCGUCAAAGAAGUAACCACAGAGGCAGAGUUCGGCGCCGUUGUCGACUGUCUAUGGGAAUCAUACAACGACCCUUAUACACCAUUCAUGAACAUUCUUUUCCCUGUCUUCGCUGCCACCGAAGAAGGCUAUGCCGCUAGCGUCGCGGAGUCAAAGACACGUCUGUGGUCUAUACACACAGGAGAUCCUUCAAGCCACUGGAUCUAUGUCACAGAUGAUUCGGGCAAAGUCCUCAGUGGCGGGCAUUGGAACUUUCAUGAGGUGUCUCCAUAUAUCAAUGGUGUGCCUAAGCUGGAGGCAGUCUGGCAUCCUGCAGGCGAGGGUCGAGCAUUCGCUAGCCACAUCCUCAAUGAGGUGUACGGAUUCCGAGGGAAGCGCAUGUGGCGUCCUCAUGCGCAAUUGGACAUGAUGUUCACCUAUCCCGAACAACGACGCAAAGGGUAUGGAAGUUUGCUUAUGAAAUGGGGAAUGGACAUUGCAGAGAAGAUGGGGGUUGAAGUUCUAGUGGAAGCUAGUGACCAAGGUGUUCACUUGUACAAGAAGUUUGGCUUCAGGACUAUCGAGAAGCUUGCUAUCGACACUCUCACUGAUAAUCCAAGCAACACUUGGAGAAGAUUUGAGUCUGAUUUGAGGGGCUUGACAUUCUGGUGGAUGUGGAAGCCUCAUGGUGGGAUUUAUGAGGCAGGAAAGACGGAGCUGCCAUGGGUUACAAAGCCCAAAACUCAAUGAAUCAGUGCAUGUGAGCUCUUCAGAUGAUGGCUUUGAGCAUGUUAGG